AUGAACGAUUUAGCCCGAAGCACCAUAAUCGAGGCGGUUCCCCUCACACCCGAAGCCUUUGCUCCCUUCGGGGAUGUGAUUGAGAACCCGCGGCCCGACGUCCACCCUUCAUCCGCCGAUAAGCGACCACACCUCCCGUUCGAUGCUAUCGUCGCCAACCAAGGCUCGGCCAUCAAAUACCAGCAUCUCUCACGGCAAAUAAACCUCUACGACCAAGCUCCAAGCGGCCAACCGGGAUCCGCCGUAAUGAACAUGUUCGUGUGCGCCGCCCGCGCCCGCAUCCCGGACCCACCCCAACUUCCAGCCCCGGCCCCGUCUCCGGCCCGAAACCCAACCACAGCGGAGCACCAAGACUCGCCUCAUCCCCAACCAUCCACAUUCCCCAUCACCGUCCUCGAACGCCACCCCUACACCACCCAGACCUUCAUCCCCCUCGCCGCCAAUCCCACAACACAGUAUCUCGUCAUCGUCGCCCCCACCCUCCCUCCACCUCUCAACGGCCCCCCAAAGAAGGGAAGAGGAGGAGGAGACCCUACCCGUACCCACCAGCCUUCCGCCCUCCACAGACUACCCACGCCCGCUGCCGGGGGGCGGCCUGCCCGACCUGCGCCGCGUCCGCGCCUUUGUGGCGAGUGCCGCCCAGGCGGUCACCUACGGCGCGGGGACCUGGCAUGCGCCUAUGGUUGCGCUGGGCGAGAAGGGGACGGCGGUGGACUUUGUCGUGGUGCAGUUUGCGAAUGGGGUGGCGGUGGAGGAUUGUCAGGAGGUGGGUUUGAAGGGGGGGAUGUUGGCAGGGCGUGGGGGGGCAGGGCAGGCGGGUGA
Molecule: messenger RNA, 822 nt
Organism: Chaetomium globosum CBS 148.51
Lineage: Eukaryota; Fungi; Ascomycota; Sordariomycetes; Sordariales; Chaetomiaceae
Exons: 1
Coding region: 1-822 (273 amino acids)
Biological process (GO): allantoin catabolic process
Molecular function (GO): ureidoglycolate lyase activity; ureidoglycolate hydrolase activity
Source: RefSeq, a predicted model, not a curated record